AUGGGGGGUGAAUCUUCUAAACCAGCUCCUCCCCCAUCUCCACCACCUUCUCCACUUUUAAGAAAUCCAUGGAGAGAAAUAACUUGGGGUGGUACCAGGCAAGCUCUUAAAUCCAUGCAGGAGUUUCAACCUCAAAAUGAAGAGGCAACAAUCAGGGUCCUGCUCUACGGCCCAGUCGGUGCGGGGAAGUCCAGCUUGAUCAACUCUGUCAACAACGUCCUGCAGAGCAGAAUGACCAAUGAUGCUCUGGCCAGUGGCACAAUCUCCAGUCACAGUUUCACUAAGAUUUACAAAACUUAUAAAAUCAAGAAAGAAGGCAGGGGAAACUUUUAUCCAUUUGUGUUCAAUGACAUCAUGGGUCUGGAGGAAGGAAGUGGAGUCAGAACAGACGACAUCAAAAUGGCUUUGAAGGGACAUGUGAAGGAUGGAUACAAGUUCAAUCCUUCAUCCUCCAUUUCUGCUGGUGAUUCUGGCUACAAUUCUUCCCCGUCCGUCAGUGACAGAGUCCAUGUUCUGGUUUGCAUUUUCAAUGUUAAUACACAAAUCAAGCCGUCUGUUUUACAGAAAAUGAGGGAAAUCAGAGAAGCGGCCAGUGAUCUGGAUAUUCCUCAGCUGGCGAUUCUCACUCACAUUGAUGCAGCCUGUGGGGAAACACAAAGUGAUCUGAGAAACGUUUACAGGAGCAAAUAUUUAAAGAAAAAGAUUGGUGACUUCAGCUCCAGUCUGGGGAUCCCAAUGAACUGCAUCCUCCCAAUGAAGAACUACAGUGAUGAGACUGAGCUGGAUUCAGACGUCGACGCUCUGAUCCUGAACGCCCUGAAACUGAUUGUUAACUUUGGAGAUGACUACGCUGACAAGCUGUGAAGCCACAGAGCUGUGUGUGUGGUUAAUAUGAAUGUAAAUUACAGCAGUAAUUUUUUGUUGUUUGUAUCAUUAGACGGUUAUUGAGGACGGUAUCUAUGGAGGCCAUUAGCUCUUGAUGUAGUGUCCGGGAUUUGAUUUCUGAUCUUGGGAUAUUUUCCACAUCCUUCCUGUUUUUCUCUCGUCUCUGAUCUGCACUGUAAAAUGCAAUCAGUUGGCUUUACUUUAAAGAGUUGUGCAAACUUGCAUCAAAAAAGAGAAACCAGUUUUUACAACUUAAAAAUAUCACUAUGUGUAAGUUUACACAAAUCAACUAACUUGAUGAUUAUGAGUCACAUUAACAUGUUUAAUUUUAGUGAGUGUAACUUAAAUCAAUUUCAUAAAUUGAGUAUGUAACUUAAAUAACACCCAAAGCUUGUUUUUUUUUUUGUUGUUUUUUUAAAACGAGAAACUACUCAUGUAAAAAGAAAAUGUAUUGAUUGAAACAGUUCAUGGCUCCUGGCUUUUUAUUGAUUAGUCUUCAUAACAUAAAAAUCAGUGAUAGUUUUGUGACUGAAGAGGACAGCACAAGCAGCAACGCUAUGUAAUUAAAUA
Poeciliopsis prolifica (blackstripe livebearer) is the source of this 1455-nucleotide messenger RNA. RefSeq names its product interferon-induced protein 44-like. The record is from RefSeq and is a predicted model, not a curated record. The transcript is spliced from 9 exons. Lineage: Eukaryota; Metazoa; Chordata; Actinopteri; Cyprinodontiformes; Poeciliidae. The coding region runs from base 1 to 864 and encodes 287 amino acids.